AUGAUUGGUAUAGACAUAGUCAACGAACCUCAGUUCCUAUGGAUUGCGGAAGAAGCAUCACGAGCCCAUAUCCCGCCGGACUGGAAGGAGCUCACCAACGAGGAUGGAGAAGUGUUGUACUACCACACCCAGGAGCGCAAGCUCCAAAAGGUGCACCCCCUCAUCCUGCGAUAUCAAGAGGUGUACUUCAAGGCUCGGAGCUACACGAAGCAGCUGGAGAGUGGCCAGAUCGGCAACUUGCUUGAGCAAACUGACGCAAAGAUGGCUGCCAUUACGGCCUCCGUGAUGGGGCGUGCGUCAAAAGGUUUGCCUCCGGCAACUCCUGAAGUUGUCGAAAGCCUGGCAAGGGUUCUGGGCGUUGACAGCACGAAAGAGUUCUUUCUCUUCCGAGUGGUGAAGCAAACCAUCGAGGCGUACGUGGAGAAGAAGCUGGAUUUGAGCAGCAUUGUGCAGGAUCUGAAGGAUCCUAUCGAGUUCCUGCGACAAAUCCGGAAGAAGCAGAAUCAGGUUGAUGUCAUACGGAAGCCCACAACAGUGGUCAUGUGUCAAGAAUGCGAGAAUCGGGCAGCGGUGUUAAAGUGCGAGCAGUGCAAAGACUUUUUCUGCCAGGACUGCUUCAAUAGUACGCAUGCUACUGGCAAGCGACGUGCUCAUAUCACCUCGGACGUCGAGCAGCUAGUUUGUGCAGCCUUCGAAGACAGAGUAGCCACGUGCCAGUGUGUGCAGUGUGGUCUCUUUUACUCUGAUGAGGGCUUCAUGCACGUGCAUGCGUGGGACGCUGCACGUCCAGACUUGCGAAAUCAUUUGAAGCGCGUCAUCAACGGAUUAGUCUGCCUCGAGUGCGAGCACUACAACGCAUCAGUGCUGUGUGAGGCAGGCUGCUUCGUCACGUGA
This is a messenger RNA of Symbiodinium pilosum, 894 nucleotides long. The record is from the annotation of a GenBank genome assembly. NCBI's taxonomy places the organism in Eukaryota, Dinophyceae, Suessiales, Symbiodiniaceae.